Molecule: messenger RNA, 5110 nt
Organism: Solea solea (common sole)
Lineage: Eukaryota; Metazoa; Chordata; Actinopteri; Pleuronectiformes; Soleidae
Product: NACHT, LRR and PYD domains-containing protein 12-like
Exons: 16
Coding region: 378-4217 (1279 amino acids)
Molecular function (GO): protein binding
Source: RefSeq, a predicted model, not a curated record
UUCACUCCGGUGGUGGUUCCGGUUCCAAGAGAGUUCUAAACUUCAUGAACAUGACGCCUCGUUUGGCUUCACCAGCCCUCAGCUAAUAUUUAGACUUUUAAGACAGAGUUGUCUCACUGAGGAAGCUCCAGCUCACGUGCAGGCUGCUCAUAACUCAACUGCACAGGAAACGUUUGUUGUGAUUUCAGUCCCGGGGAGGAGCAGUCGAAGUAAAACCUCUGGGACUUUGCUUCAGACGCCAUUUCAACUGCGCAGUAAAAGGACAAAAUGUUUUCUCUCGGUCACUGGACUGAACACAGAUCCACAUCAGACAUCCUCCAGGAAACAUGAAGGAGAUUUUGCUCUAAAUAUGAUGCUUUCCGUGGAGCAGUGAUAAAAUGACUGAAGUACAGCAGAAGGGUGAUUGUGUGGAGGAAGACGAGGACAGAGCAGAGUCUCCAGGACCCAGCUGUCUGUCUGUGAAGAGUGAAGAGUCUAUGGGACACCCUUUAACCUUCAGUCAUGAACAUGGAGCCUCAGAGACAAAAGGUCAGAACCAGAGACGGGGAGCAGAGUCUCCAAGACCCAGCUGUCUGUCUGUGAAGAGUGAAGAGUCUAUGGGACACCCUUUAACCUUCAGUCAUGAACCUGGAGCCUCAGAGACAAAAGGUCAGAACCAGCGACGGGGAGCAGAGUCUCCAGGACCCAGCGGUCUGUCUGUGAAGAGUGAAGAGUCUAUGGGACACCCUUUAACCUUCAGUCAUGAACCUGGAGCCUCAGAGACAAAAGACAAGUUUGCUGUUUCUGUGGACAAACAGACGUCCCAGUGUCCUCUGUGUCAGGACGUCCUGAAGGAUCCGGUCUCCACCAGCUGUGGUCACUGGUUCUGCAGACGCUGCAUCUCCUCAUACUGGGACCAGUUUGGUCCACCAGGACAAUCCUGCUGUCCCCAGUGUGUAAAAAGUCCCAGGACAGGACAUGGACCACAGAAUGUUGGUCUGCAGGAGGUUCUAGAUGAACAUAAGAUCAGUCUGAAGAGGAGAUUUGAACAUGUGACUGAAGGAACUAAUGGAAGAGGAAGUAGAACCCUCCUGAACCGGAUCUUCACUGAGCUCUACAUCACAGAGGGACAGAGUGAAGAGGUCAAUACUGAACAUGAGGUGAUGCAGCUGGAGACGACCUCCAAGAAGAAGAUGGUCCAGGACACUCCCAUCAAGUGCUGCGACAUCUUUAAAGCCUUACCUGACCAGCAGGGGAGCAUCAGAGUGGUCCUGACUAACGGCGUUGCUGGUGUUGGAAAAACCUUCUCGGUGCAGAAGUUCACUCUGGACUGGGCCGAGGGUUUGGAAAACCAGGACGUGAAUCUGCUGAUUCUGCUUUCGUUCAGGGAGCUGAACCUGAUCAGAGAUGAGCAGCACAGUCUUCUCACACUGCUCCAUGUUUUCCAUCCAACAUUACAGAAGGUCAGAGCAGAGAAGCUCGCUGUCUGUAAACCUUUGUUCAUCUUUGACGGCCUGGAUGAAAGCAGACUCUCACUGGACUUCAGCAGUAGGACGCUGGUUUGUGACGUCACACACAGGUCUUCAGUCAACGUGCUGUUGACCAACCUCAUCCAGGGGACUCUGCUUCCCUCGGCUCUCAUCUGGAUAACUUCUCGACCUGCAGCGGCCAAUCAGAUCCCUCCUACAUGUGUUGACAGGGUAACAGAAGUACGAGGCUUCACUGACGACCAGAAGGAUGAGUACUUCAGGAAGAGAUCCAGAGAUGAAGAGCUGUCCAGCAGAAUCAUCUCACACAUCAAGACGUCCAGGAGCCUCCAAAUCAUGUGUCAAAUCCCAGUCUUCUGCUGGAUCAGUGCUACAGUUCUGGAGCACAUGUUGACCACAGAGCAGAGAGGAGAGCUGCCCAAGACCCUGACAGACCUGUACUCACACUUCCUGCUGGUUCUGACAAAGAGGAAGAAGAACAAGUACAAUAAAGGAUGUAAGAGGAGUCCACAGGAGCUGACGGAGGCCUACAGUGAGGUUCUUCUGAAGCUGGGGAGGUUGGCCUUUGAACAUCUGCAGAAAGGAGACAUCAUGUUCUACCAAGAAGACCUGGAGCGGUGUGGUCUUGAUGUGUUAGAGGCCUUGGUGUACUCAGGAGUUUGUACAGAGAUCUUCAGAAGAGAGAGCGUGAUCUUCCAGAAAACAGUCUACUGCUUUGUUCACCUGAGCGUACAGGAGUUUCUUGCUGCAGUCUACAUGUUCCACUGUUUCACCAACAGGAAGACAGAGGUACUGCAGGACUUCUUCAGACAAGAAAACAGAAAUGGUGACUCAAACAGGUUUAGCAGAAUCUUCACACUCGAUGACUUCCUGAAAGAAGCCAUGGAGAAAUCACUUCAAAGUAAAAAUGGUCACCUGGACCUGUUUGUUCGCUUCCUUCAUGGACUCUGUCUGGAGUCCAACCAGAGACUCUUAGGAGGUCUGCUGGGUCAGACUCAGAACAGUAAAAAAAUAAUCAAGAGAGUCUCCAAGAACCUGAAGGAGAUGAACACAACACAAUUGAUCUCACCUGACCGAAGCAUCAACAUCUUCCACUGUCUGACAGAGAUGAAUGACCAAUCAGUGCAGCAGGAGAUCCAAGAGUUCAUGAAGUCAGAGGAUAGAGGACAGGAACUCUCUGAGAUCCAAUGCUCGGCUCUGGCCUACAUACUGCAGAUCUCUGAGGAGGUUCUGGAUGAGUUCAUACUGCACAGGUACAAUACAUCAUCAUCCCAGGGAAAAUUCAGACUGAUUCCAGCUGUGAGGAACUGCAGGAAGGCUGUGUUGAGGAGCUUCAACUUUUCAAGAUUGAACUUUAAUUCUGUGGUCUCGGCUCUGAAGUCCAACUCCCCCCUGAGAGAACUGGACCUGAGCUGGAACGAGCAUCUCCGGGAUUCAGAAGUGAAGCUGCUGUGUUCCAGACUGGAGAGUCCAGAUUGUAGACUGGAGACUCUGAACUUGAGUAUCUGCAGUUUGUCAGAGGUCAGCUGUUCUUCUCUGGCCUCAGUUCUGAAGUCCAACCCCUCCCAUCUCAGAAAUCUGGACCUGAGUGAGAACCAGGAUCUGCAGGAUUCAGGAGUGAUGCUGCUGUGUUCUGGACUGGAGAGUCCACAUUGUAGACUGGAGACUCUGAAGUUGUGGAACUGCAGAUUGUCAGAGAUCAGCUGUCCUUCUCUGGCCUUAGUUCUGGAGUCCAGCUCCUCCCCCCUGAGAGAACUGGACCUGAGUGGGAACGAGGAUCUGCGGGAUUCAGGAGUGAAAGUGCUGUGUUCUGGACUGGAGAGUCCACAUUGUAGACUGAAGACUCUGAAGUUGAGGGGCUGCAGAUUGUCAGAGAUCAGCUGUUCUUCUCUGGUCUCAGUUCUGAAGUCUAACUCCUCCCACCUGAGAAACCUGGACCUGAGCUGGAACUAUGGUCUGCAGCAUUCAGGAGUGGAGCUGCUGUGUUCUGGACUGGAGAGUCCACAUUGUAGACUGGAGGCUCUGAUGUUGAGUUUCUGCAGAUUGUCGGAGAUCAGCUGUUCUUCUCUGGCCUCAGUUCUGGAGUCCAACUCCUCCCCCCUGAGAGAACUGGACCUGAGUGGGAACAAGGACCUGCAGGAUUCAGGAGUGAAGCUGCUGUGUUCUGGACUGGAGAGUCCACAUUGUAGACUGGAGGCUCUGAAGUUGAGUUUCUGCAGAUUGUCAGAGAUCAGCUGUUCUUCUCUGGCCUCAGUUCUAAAGUCCAACUCCUCCCCCCUGAGAGAACUGGACCUGAGUGGGAACGAGGACCUGCAGGAUUCAGGAGUGAAGCUGCUGUGUUCUGGACUGGAGAGUCCACAUUGUAGACUGGAGACUCUGACGUUGAGGGGCUGCAGUUUGACAGAGAUCAGCUGUUCUUCUCUGGCCUCAGUUCUGAAGUCCAACUCCUCCCACCUGAGAGACCUGGACCUGAGCUGCAACGAGCUACAGGAUUCAGGAGUGGAGCUGCUGUGUUCUGGACUGGAGAGUCUACAUUGUAGACUGGAGACUCUGACGUUGUGGGGCUGCAAAUUGUCAGAGAUCAGCUGUUCUUCUCUGGCCUCAGCUCUGAAGUCCAACUCCUCCCCCCUGAGAGAACUGGACCUGAGAAACAACUUUUGUCUGCAGCAUUCAGGACUGAAGCCUCUGUCUGAUCUUGUGAAGAGUCCAGACUACCGACUGGAGACUCUGAGGUCGGGGUGGCCUAUGUGAUGAUCUUCACCCCGAGUCCUGCUCUGUGACGCAGCUUCUGAAGGACAACCACAAACGCUGAUGGUGUUUUUCUGUCACCUAUGACAUCACUUUUACUUUUUACAUUUUGGUCCUCCCACUGCUAAAAAGGAGACAAACCCCCAAACACUAAUAAUUAAAGGCCUAUCUCAAAAUGAUGUAUUCUGGUGAAAGUAUUUGAAAAAUUGGUUGAAGGAAUUUUUAGAGUCCAACAACAUUCUAAACUCCCUUCAGUCAGGUUUUAGGAAACAACGCAGCAAGGGGCAGAAUCCUCCUGUGGGUGUAUGUGCUCAUUCCAGCUUCAGAGCUGCUCAUCUUCCCAGUUUAUUUCUGGGUUGUGCGACCCAUAGUCGAUAGAUAUAUGUAUCUAUAUAUCCAUCUCUCUAUCCCUUUACAAUGUUAUAUUUAGUAUUAAGUAUAUUUGUUAUGCAUCUUAAAAAUGUCACCGACAUACUGUAUGAUAAUAAUCAAAGUUGCUGUAAACUGAAAAUACAGUGUCACUUAUAUGUAAUAACACAUUUAAUAUUUCUACAGUGUUAUUGUCCACAAUAUAAAGCUCACAAUCAUUAUUGUUGUUAAUAUUGUCAUCAUUAUGUUAAUAGGGGGCAGGGCUACAUCCAUGCAUUAGUCAUGUGUUUUUUUCCCCCCGAUUUGAAGCCAUCCAUGGCCGGACAGUAAAAUCUUGUGUAGGAAAAUGUGUAAAAGUGCACACUUUGCUAUAACAGCUAAAACAAAUCAUUUCACAAAUGUCACAUGGAAUUACAAUCUAAUGCUCUAAAAACACCUGAAACGGCAACAGGGAGCCUUUUCAAAUCCUCCUGCCCUGGUGCCAGUCUUAAUGUCACAUUAUUAAAUAUUAAACCUUAUUGGAACAA